Molecule: messenger RNA, 2154 nt
Organism: Vicia faba (fava bean)
Lineage: Eukaryota; Viridiplantae; Streptophyta; Magnoliopsida; Fabales; Fabaceae
Source: the annotation of a GenBank genome assembly
AUGGAACCCCAACCUCAACCAAUUUCACCUCCGAUGGACGCUCCCGACGAUCUCUCCUCCGUUUGGGACCUUAGCUACCUCCUCGACUUCAAUCUCGACGACGACGCCUCACUUCCCUUAAACCUCCACAACGAACCUCCACUCCCCCCUCCAAUUCCAAACCCUAAUCCUCCGGAGAAUGACAAGAUCCGAAAGCGUGACCCGAGACUUACUUGCUCCAACUUUCUCGCGGGUCAUGUACCUUGUGCAUGCCCCGAACUCGAUGCGCUGCUUGAAGAUAACGGUUUACCAGGCAAGAAACGCGCUCGAGCUGUACGUGCGUCUGCAUCGGCGCGUUGUCAAGUUCCUGGUUGUGAAGUUGAUAUCUCUGAACUUAAAGGCUAUCAUCGACGUCAUAGGGUUUGUUUGCGAUGCGCUAAUGCUGUUACUGUUCUUAUUGAUGGUGAGGCGAAAAGAUACUGUCAGCAGUGUGGAAAGUUUCAUGUUUUACCGGAUUUUGACGAAGGGAAAAGGAGCUGUAGAAGGAAAUUGGAGCGUCAUAAUACUAGGAGGCGGAGAAAGCCUGCAGAUUCUGUAGUAGCAGCUGAUCAUGAAGUUCAAACUGUUACUCAGAAUGAUGAUUCCAAUUGUGAUGGAGAAGCAGGCUUAGAUUAUUCGAAUUUCAGUAGUGAAAAUGUUGAAAAAAGAGUGUCUCUGGAUCAUGAAGAAGAACCGGUUAUUGUUGGGUCCUCAACUCCAGAGACCCAGAAUGUUAAUGGGGAGAGUGGUGUGUCGUUUGUUGCUUCUGCUGAAACCCAAGCUAAUAUUGGAAAUGAUGUUUCCAAUCUUUCCAAAUCGCCUUCAUAUGGUGACAAUAAGAAUGAUUAUUCAUCUAUGUGCCAAACAGGUCGGGUUUCUUUUAAGCUUUACGAUUGGAAUCCUGCAGAGUUUCCUAGAAGGCUACGGCUCCAAAUAUUUCAAUGGUUGUCAAGUAUGCCUGUGGAGCUAGAGGGAUAUAUCCGCCCUGGGUGUACAAUCCUGACAAUAUUUAUUGCAAUGCCAAAUAUUAUGUGGAUAAAUUUACUCAAAGACCCUAUGUAUUAUGUGCGUGAUCUUGUUGCUCCCAAAAAGAUGCUAUUUGGAAGAGGCACUGCUCUAAUUCAUCUGAAUGACACGAUCUUCCGUGUUAUGAAAGAUGGAAGUUCUGUGACAAAAGUCGAGGUAAACAUGCAUGCACCUAAGCUUCAUUACAUUCACCCCACAUGCUUUGAAGCAGGAAAACCCAUGGAAUUUUUUGCUUGUGGAAGUAACUUGCUGCAGCCUAAGUUUCGGCUUCUUGUAUCAUUUUAUGGAAAGUAUAUGAAGUACGAGUAUUGCGUUCCGUCUCCACAUAACUGGAGUGAAGACAGUAUUUCUUGUGCUUUUGACAAUCAGUUAUAUAAGAUAUGUGUCCCUCAUAUUGAGGAAAAUCUCAUGGGCCCUGCAUUUAUUGAGGUUGAGAAUGAGUCUGGUUUAUCAAACUUUAUUCCUGUACUUAUUGGGGAUAAAGAAAUUUGCACUGAAAUGAAGAUAUUGCAACAAAAGCAAGAUGUAUCUCUCCUUUCGAAACAAUUUCGGUCGGCAUCUGUUGGUUCUAUUUGUAGCUCAUGCAAAGCUUUUGUACAUAUUCAUACAUCAUCAUCAGACUUGCUUGUAGAUAUAGCAUGGUUACUUAAGGAUCCUACUUCAGAAUUUUUUGACAGAAUGCUUCUGAAGUGCAUGCAUAAUGCCAGAGAUGCUAUUUGUCAGAAAGGUGAAAGUAUAGUUUGGAACUCCAAAAGGGAAGGCUUUAAACCUGCCCAGUGCUGUUCUCAAGACGACAAGUUAUCAGUUGAUGAAGUUAAUAGUCAGGGUAUCCGGUUUAAUACAGAUCCAGAGUUGGGAGUUCUGAGAAGUCUUGCUUUUGAUAAAAAAAACCAUAAGGUACCACUUUUGAAAAGGGAUAUUAUUAUGAAUAUGGAAGACUUGCCUAAUAGACGUGAUCAUCGAAAUCUUACCCGGGGAUUCUUGACAUCUCGACCGACUAUUUUUGUACUUGUUUCGGUUGUUGUUUGUCUAGCUGUAUGUGUAUCCAUCUUUCAUCGUGGAAGGGUUACAGAGUUAGCAGUAUCCAUUAGAAGGUGUUUGUACCAUUAG